AUGGAGACGCGGCCUAGCGAGGAGGCGAGGCCUGCGAGGCGGGCGCGCGGUUCUCCCCCUCCGCCCGGCUCGAGCGAGUCCCCGCUGGAGGAGUCCUUGGUGUUCGCGGGCUCGAGCGAGCAGGACGUGGUGCUGGCCAAGACCUUCUGGGACUCGGUGACCCUCCAGCCGCCCCUCGAGUCCUGCCUGGCGGCCCGGAGGGGGUCCCUCUUCAACGAGGCCGGGCCCGGGCAGGGACAAGACUCCGUCGCCGGGUCCAGGAGGGCCUCCAACGCCGGCAAACAUGACAUUUCUGCCCAUCCCUCCUUCAACAAAAGAGAAGAAGAGAGAAAACAGAGCGCAUUCCAAGCUGAGAAGAAUGCCAUGAAAGAGCAGUACCUGAAGAAGACGAAAAAGAGGGAGGAGAUCAUUGCCUUGCUGAAAAAGCAACGGGAAGAAAGGAUCGCGCAAGGAGCAGACCACAGCCUCAGACCUGGAGGAUCAAGAGAGAGUGAAGGCCUUAAACUGAGACCUUUAGGGCAGCUGGAGCAAUUUCCAAAGAGACGUCUUAGUCCCUUCAGGAAUAACCCUCUCUUUUUUGUUUUGUUUUGUUUUUUCCCAUUGUCUUCUACUCUGUACUCUUUGGGUGAUGAGUUUCCAGGUUUGGAAUUUUUUUCUUGAAUAUUUAGAUGUUUCUGUUUGUUAAAAAAAACUGAGUGUUUGGAAACUGAGUGGCUGGAAAAGGUCUUAGCCUGGCAUGCCAAAAUAAGAUAUGGUAAGAAAAGGCAAUAAAUAGGUCCUGAAACA
Anolis sagrei ordinatus is the source of this 786-nucleotide messenger RNA. RefSeq names its product HOATZ cilia and flagella associated protein (gene HOATZ). The record is from RefSeq and is a predicted model, not a curated record. Gene Ontology annotation, biological process: cilium assembly. Lineage: Eukaryota; Metazoa; Chordata; Lepidosauria; Squamata; Anolidae.